Molecule: messenger RNA, 597 nt
Organism: Ixodes scapularis (black-legged tick)
Lineage: Eukaryota; Metazoa; Arthropoda; Arachnida; Ixodida; Ixodidae
Product: peroxynitrite isomerase THAP4-like
Exons: 6
Coding region: 34-597 (187 amino acids)
Molecular function (GO): sequence-specific DNA binding
Source: RefSeq, a predicted model, not a curated record
CGCCCGUUCUAGAUAACGACGUGCACCGCAAUCAUGCCGGUGAACUGUGUAGCCUUCGGCUGUCGAAACUAUUAUCGCCCGGGUUGUGGAACUAGCUUUUUUCGCUUUCCGUGUGGUAAGCUUUAUCCCGUUAAGCGGGCAGCCUGGAUUCGUGCAGUCAGGAGAGUUGACAAGUCCGACCCCUCGAAGAACUGGAAGCCGAGUCAGCUGUCCAGACUAUGUAGCGCCCAUUUUAUUACAGGGAAGCCGGCGUUAGAGAAGGCACACCCGGACUAUGUCCCUACACUGUUUAGCUACUCGCGUCCACGGCCGUCUGCCCUCGGUCGGUUUCAACGCUGGUCCUCCAGAUCAUCAACCCAAGAGGCUGCGACCAGUGGUGAGCCAAGCCAAAGAAGCUCGUACCCAGUGUGUCUGAGAUUGAUGCAGAAUCCAAAGAUACUGCAAGCAGCUGCGGGGAUGGAGAAGAAUCCGCACUGGGUGACUGCGUCGAGGAGCCACUCUCCUCAGUUGCCCCUGCCUCUCCACAGAAUCUGCAAUGGGCGACUGCGUGGAGGAGCCACUCUCCUCGGUUGCCCCCGCCUCUCCACAAGGUACUGA